This is a messenger RNA of Phalaenopsis equestris, 1755 nucleotides long. RefSeq names its product cytokinin dehydrogenase 11-like. Gene Ontology annotation, molecular function: FAD binding; cytokinin dehydrogenase activity. NCBI's taxonomy places the organism in Eukaryota, Viridiplantae, Streptophyta, Magnoliopsida, Asparagales, Orchidaceae. The record is from RefSeq and is a predicted model, not a curated record. Gene Ontology annotation, biological process: cytokinin metabolic process.
CAGAGCCCCAAUUAUUAAAACACCACCCUCCUAUUUAAACAGCCGCCCCUCACCCAGCCACCUCGUCCCGUUCCGCCUCCCAUAUGAUUGCCUACUUCAAAAACCUACCCCGUCUUCUCUCCUCCGCCGCCGGAGAUGACGACUGCACGUCCGCGGACGAAACUAACAUCGGCGAACUGUUACCGUACGGGCGCGACUUCGGAGGUAUGGUUACCUCCGUUCCGGCUGCGGUGAUCCAACCUUCAACCGCCGACGAAGUCGCAAGUGCUAUCCGCUUCGCUCGCGCGAAAGGCCUGGCCUUGGCUGCAAGAGGUAACGGACACUCGAUUCACGGGCAGGCUGGAGCUUCCGGUGGACUCGUUCUCGAUAUGCGGGCUCUCGCUGGGCCCUUAAAGCUAACGAGCGGUACUAUAGGACCUUGCGCGGAGGUUCCUGCAGGUGCUCUGUGGGCCGAGGUGUUGGAGUGGGCCGUGACAGAGCACGGGAUGGCUCCGCCGUCAUGGACGGACUAUUUGGGGCUGACUGUCGGCGGCACGCUCUCUAACGGCGGGGUAAGCGGACAGACCUUUCGUUACGGCCCGCAAGUUGUAAACGUUGCCCGGCUCGAGGUUGUUACCGGCGACGGCGAGCGACGAGUUUGCUCGCUGGAAGCCGGGAGGCCGACCCGUUCUCUGCUGUUCUAUGCUGUUCUCGGCGGACUUGGCCAGUUCGGCGUAAUCACGCGCGCUUGGAUUCCGCUUCUGCCUGCCCCUGAUACGGUGAAAUGGUUGCGAGUUGUCUACAGUGAUUUUUCGCGGUUCACGCUGGACGCAGAAUCACUCGUCCAACGAUACGGACCUGAAUCGUUCGAUUACGUGGAGGGAUUCGCCUUUGUCAACUGCGACCAUCCAGUCAACGGGUACGGAUCGGUCCCGCUCGACUCAGACCGACAAGCGUUCGACCCGGACCGAGUCCCGCAAGGAUCCGGGCCGCUCUUAUACUGUCUUGAGCUCGCACUUCACUACAACGACGGCGAUGACUCGGUUGACCAGCGGGCGGCUGAGAUGCUGAAGCCUCUAGGAUACGUCAGGGGUCUGGAGUUCAGUGCGAAAGUGUCAUACGUGGACUUCCUCUCACGUGUGAAUCACUCCGAGGCAGAGGCACGUGCGAAUGGUAGCUGGCACACACCACAUCCUUGGCUCAACAUCUUCGUUUCCGCAUGCGACAUCGUCGACUUCGAUCGGGAGGUUUUCCGCAAGAUCCUCCGCCGUGGUGUCGGAGGGCCCAUGCUAGUCUACCCCAUGGUCCGCAGCAAGUGGGACCAGAGAAUGUCGGUGUCGGUACCGGACGGUAAAAUCUUCUACUUGGUGGCGCUGCUCCGGUUCGGUCUGCCUCCGCCGGCCGGUCCUUCGGCCGAGGAGAUGAUGGCGGAGAACCAAGCCGUGGUGGACUGGUGUCGUUCGGCCGGUUAUGAUUACAAGCUCUACCUACCACACUACAGGGAUCAGAGCCAGUGGGCGGUUCACUUUGGGGAAAAGGGCUGGAGGCGGUUCGUGGACCGGAAGGACCGAUACGACCCGGACGCCAUUCUCUCGCCCGGACAGCUCAUCUUUUCGCCGGAGGGGACGCCGCACCGCCGGUGAUUAGUGGAGAAGGACGAUGCCAGCUGUAAUUCUUUUUUCAUUUAUUUUUUUAUUUUCUCUUUUGCACUUUUAAGAUAUUUUAAGAUAUAUUGUGGCUGUUAAUUAAUUUGUUGGGUCGAUUAAGUUGCAUGAA